This is a messenger RNA of Closterium sp. NIES-67, 2021 nucleotides long. NCBI's taxonomy places the organism in Eukaryota, Viridiplantae, Streptophyta, Zygnematophyceae, Desmidiales, Closteriaceae. The record is from the annotation of a GenBank genome assembly.
UCAAUCUCACAGCUUUCUCGUCACCUCCAGCAGUUAGCGUUCUAGCGUUCCAGCCAAGGCCAUCCCAUAGUUGGGUUAAGUCAUCGUUUCUCUCUCAGCUUGUCGUCAACCUCCUAGCUGGAUAGUCAUGCUAGCUUUUCCCUCCUUUCUUUCCCUAGGCCUCUCUCUUCUUAUAUUCCUUGCUGUUUUCCUCCAACAAAUAAGCAUCCUCUCACUUUUUCCAUAUCUCUUAUGUCUCUGGGUGCUCUAGCUUGUUAAGGAACCACGGGUAAUCACCUUUCAACUUUAUUUCAAGGUACGGAUUCUACCCUCCCGCCAUGCCCUUCUCCUCUGCUCUCGUCCAUACCUUGUCUCAAUUCUUCCUUUCUCCCACCAUUACGGGAAAUCGUUCCUUACGUCGCACUUCCUAAUUCUCCAUGUUUUCUUUGUUCAUUGUCGUUCUCUUCAUUUUUACGUCCUCUUAUCCAGGUUUCACAUGUCUCUUAUUCUGCUAACCCUUGUGAUCUGGCUGCAGCUUACCGAUCACGGCCUAUCUUGUCGCUCCUCUCAUCCGCCCUGCCACCACCACAACCCUGCGCCCCAAUCUUUGCGCCACACCCGCGGCCAUGGCCCUUCCGCCUGAUAGUGCCGUCCCGCCAAUCCCGUUGCCGCGCGACGGCGCGAGCGCCGACGGCCUGCUGGACGUGUUGGGAGCGGAGGUCACCGUCGCCCUCCUCGCGUGCCUCGACGCCCCCAGCCUUGCCCGUUGCACCGCCGUGUCGCGGUCAUGGCGCCGCCUCGCCUCGGACGACACCCUCUGGCUGCCGCUGUGCAGCUGCCUGUGGCGCUGCAAGGCCUUCGUGCCGCGGCGCUUCAAGGCCCUCCUGGAGUCACCACCUCGGCGGGCUGCUUCUCGCCACGACGCCACGGUCGCUCGCGUUCUCUCGCCGUCGCGGACCGCAGCGGUCCGUCCCUGCGCUGGCGAUGGAGCGGGAGGUCGCCGCGUCGAUGAAGACGCGGACGCGGAUACGAAUUGCGAAACCAUGCUCUUCGUAAGACGAGGCGCAUAUCCAGCGACCGAACGUGCAACGGACGCGGAUUCCGAUAUUGACGCUCAAGUCCCGGAGCCAUUCUCAUGGGCGGCUAUGUAUCGGCAAUCCCUGAGCGAGGGGGCGAGGGAGGGCAUUCUAGCGGAGGAGCUGUGCAGCGUGACGUGGAGCUUCCGAUUCAAGCACAUGGACCUGCCGUGGAUUAGGAACCACCCGUUCUGGUUGAACCUGCCGCCGCUGCUGCGGCGCUUCCACGCGGACGGCAGCGUGGCGUCGGGCACGCACAACGACCCCAUCUUCGGGUCGCACGAAAACAUCUGGCGCUUCGUGCCGCGCUCCCCGGCUCCACGGCCCGCUGCUGCUCCCGCUGCUCCCACCGCUGCUGCUGCUGCUGCUGCUGCUGCUGGUGACGGUGCGCGGAGCGGUGCUGGCGGGCAAGGCAGUAGUGAGGGCGCGAGGAGUAAUGUGGAGGGAGGUUGGGAAGAGGCAAGGGCAGGUCCAGGUGAAAGAGAGGACGGAGGGGUCCUGAGAGAGAGGGGGGCUUCCAGCACAUGUGCCACUGGGACACCUACCUCACUGCAUGCUGCCAUGGCUCCUGCUCCUGCCGCUGCUGCUGCUGCUGCUGCUGCUGCUACCACCCCUGUGCCGUCACUGCGGGUGCGCAUCAACCACUGGCCGGCCCUGACUGUGGUGCGCAGGGCGGACUGGGGAUGGGACAUGGCCAACGAGUACGUCAUCUACUGCAGCCUCCCCCCCCCCUCGCCCUAAUGCACUCCUCCAAUGCCCGUUUCCCGCACCCCCCUGCUGGACAUGCCAUGCCACCUCCUCUGCUGUCCCUCACAUGUUAGUGUCUGCCAUCCCUCUUUCUCUGCCAUGCAGGCAGUUUAGGUAUGCUGCUUGCUGUGAGGGCAAUGCCUCCCCACAGAUUUCAGUACAUGAGUGCUUGUUACACCUCGAGCUUUCUGUUUCAUGCAAUGAAGGAUCAUAGCUGAC